This is a messenger RNA of Aspergillus campestris IBT 28561, 781 nucleotides long. RefSeq lists its product as uncharacterized. Lineage: Eukaryota; Fungi; Ascomycota; Eurotiomycetes; Eurotiales; Aspergillaceae. The record is from RefSeq and is a predicted model, not a curated record. The transcript has a single exon. Bases 248 to 658 code for a protein of 136 amino acids.
UUGGGCAGAGGCGAGGGGAAGUCGGUGGAACCGGCCUUUCCCCGAGGGAACGGAGGUCCGCUACUCGACGAUUCAAAUGAAUCAACUGCGCCAGCACAGUGGAGUCUGGGGGUCUCCCGCACAUAGGAGACGGUAUUUGAGCGAGUGACCAAAAAAGGAAGAAUGAAAAACACCAGAGAACCAAUACGUCAGGACUGGCUGAUUCUUAAUUCGUAGGAACGAUCGCAAAUGGUAGGUAGCGAAGGUGAUGACGAGGGGUGAAUUCGCGAUGAUGUUGUUUUCUUCGUUUCUUGUAGGGUUGGGGUUGUUUGUUUGUUUGGUAAGAAUUCGCUUCAGCGAACGAAGCCGACCAUGGAGGCGCAGCGACUGCAGUAAUAGGAAUUCAUUCCGAAGCGAACCACUCCCGGAGAGGACUCAUUUUCCAGACACAGCGAGCGCUGACAUCGCGAGCAGCGGACGAUGUCGAACGACAUGGCGUCGGGCGAGGAAUCCGGCGAUGGAUGGGAGGAAACACCCUUGGUGGUGUUGGGUUGUGGCUGGACUUGGAGCGAGGGAGAGCUCAUGGUGUCGACAAUGGGAGAGAUCGAAACCACUUCGCGCGGCAACCCAGGUCGCCGUUCAAAUAGUGCGACCAGGUCGAUUUGGAGGUGUGGUCUGAUUCUGAAAUUUUCCGGAUCGCAGGUGCGUUGAUGCCGAAUGUCGAUAGGAGGAAGAGAAACGGGAGGAAAAUCGAGGAAGGAAAAUAUCGAGCCAAAAGUAUAACCGACGACUGAAACAGGUA